GUCAUUACUUAAUGUGAUAACAACCAAAAUACCAAUACAGUAUAGAAUUCCUCUUCAGUACAGAUUUCCUCUUUAACACUAUGGAGCUUAUAGAUGCUACUGUAUAUACUGCAAUACCUCACCUUAUGAUGGUUAACAAUUCUUGCAGAGCACACAAGAAGACACGUUGUGUAGUAGAGAGGGGGAUUGGCCAGCUCAAGCGACGGUUCCAUGUACUUCAUGGUGAAGUACGAUUGUCCCCAGAGAAGACAUGCAAAAUCGUCUAUGUCUGUGCUCUGCUCCACAACAUGUGCAAGCAGUUUAACAUUCCACUGCCUAUCAACGAGGAAGAUGAACUGUUCCACGAUGCAGCUGAAGGGGACGUAGGUGCAGAUGAAGAAGAGCCAGGUGAAGCUGAGAUACUUCCUAAUCCUGGUAGACCAGCUGGCCAUAACGGACAUCCAUUUCGAGAUUAUAUUGCCAAUUUUCAUUUCAGGACGCAGGUUAUGGUGUAGCAGUGCUGGUGAACUCAACUGUUGUAUGACCUGAAUCUGUGUCUAAUGGCAGAUUAUAUCUGAGUAGUCUGCUCUUGCAUCCCGUCAUGGCGUCCAGCCCACUUGACGAUAUGGAGGAAUUGUGUGAAGCAAUGAUGAGACACCAACCAACGGCGGAUCUGGUCACUGCUGUACGGAAAGGAGACGAGGCAGGGAUGGAGUCGGCACUCGCUGGGGGUGCCCGCCCGGAGGUUAUAAUCCCUACUACUCGCGGGGUGUCGUGGAAUUUGGUGAGUGAGGCCGCUUUCAGGGGUCACGACCAUUUGCUUCCUCGUCUACUGCAGGCGGGGCUGAGCAUAGAAGGUGAAGGCACCGACAACAUGACACCACUGAUGCAUUCUGCUGUGAAGGGCCACACCCGGACAGUAAAGGCACUACUGACUCUCGGUGCGAACCCUAUGGCAACAAAUAAUAAUGGAUGGACAGCUCUGUAUUUUGCUGUACAAUACUGCCACCAGCAGUGUGUGGAGACCCUCUUGUCCGUCACCCAUCCUACUGCCGUACACCUCAAGAAACUCACACCAGUGCACAUCGCCAGUUAUUGUGGCCAUGUGGAUGUACUGGAUCAGUUGUGGUGUGCUGGCUGGCCCUUCACCGCCAGGGACCGUGGUGGUUGCACACCCCAACACCAUGCUGCAGCAGGGGGAUAUUUAGAAGCAUUGCAGUGGCUGGUGGAGCGUGGUGGUGACCUGCGCGUUCAAGAUGAUGUUGGACGCACUCCGUUUGACGUGGCAGUGCAGUUUGGGCGCAACGAUGUGGAGACAUGGCUGGCCAAGAAUGGCGGUGGUGUUGUGAGGAACGAGAAUCGCCAUGUGGCGGAAGUGAGGCUUUGGUGUGAAAGGCAUGAACAACACCACAACGAUGUUUUGUCGUGGAUGAUGGCUGCCAACACGGCAACCAUUAUGGGCAACAUUCCCGAGCACCAUGACGGUCAUGUGUUGAGCCAGGCAGGCUUAACCCCACUGCAUUCCGCAGCCCUAUUCGGUGCUCCUAGUCGUGCAGUGGAGGCUUUGCUGGGACGCGGAGUGAGCCCUCAUGUGAUCACCCCUAACAAUAUGACACCAGCUGACCUGGCACGGCAGAAAGGCCAUGAUACAGUUAUUAAGGGACUGCUUUGCCACAAUUGUGAACAAAGCGACAGCCCACCCGAGCACCUAUAUGAGGAGCUGCUCUCAGUAGUCAGUCGUGGGGACGAUGUACAGGCAGUGUCCAGCCUCCUGUGCAAGGGUGCUCCUACGGAGGCCUGGGGUAACAACUCCGUACUUAGAUUGGCUGUCGCCACCAACCGUGCACGCACCGUCAGCUUGCUGCUGGCUAGUGGCACGUCGCUGCCCUCCACUCUGUUGCAGGAGGCAUGGCAGAGUCCCGAUGUCACCCACAACGUGCUGGCAUCCCUCACGACCGCCUACUGUUGCCGGCUACGUGAAGAGCAACGUCGCCUGGAAAAACUCAACAGUUGCCUUGUCGAGGGCAUAAAAAAUCUCGUAAAAACCAUUAAAGGAAAUACCCCCUGGCAAGCUGCUUGGAGAUGGGGUGAGGGGAUUGACCGGCAAGCACUGAGCGACCUCCUGGCAAAGGCAGCGGGUGCCAACUGUCCAGUGACUGCAACCUACCUCUUGAGGGCAGGAGCGUGGCCUUUCUUUAGUCGGGGUACAAGUAGGAGUGCCCUGCACCUGGCUCUGGAGGCGGGCCACCAGAGCAUGACAGAAUUGCUUAUCAGGGACCACGGGGGCUGUCUGUAUGUGCCGGACAUGCAUAAACGCCUUCCAGUGCACAUGAUGAGUGAUAAAGAUCGACAGAGGCUGGAGCAGAAAAUCUUUGAGAAGGAGCGUGAAAAAUUGGAGAAUAUGGAGCUUCGCUUGAAGGCAAGCCAUGAGAAGAAAGCAGCAUGCACAGCAUUGAGUAUCCAAGAGGUUCUUUUUGAGAGUUACAAGAAAGGCAAGAGUUGGAAUGUCUCCUCACCUGAUGCUCGUGAAACCCUGUUGCUGGCCUCGCGCAAAGGCCUGCUGCAGGUAUCUCAUCUUAUACUGCAAGUGGGUCGCCUUCCUGUGGUUGAGGUGCUAGACGACAUCUGCGGCACCACUGCCCUCCACCAGGCCGCCUCGUACGGCCAGGAUGGGUGCGUGGAGCUGCUAUUGAGUGCUGGCGCGAACACGCAACAGUGCGACGCUUAUGGCCAUACACCCCGCCAUCUGGCCGCCAUGUUUGGACACAAAAGCACUUUUGAACUCCUGGCACACCAAGAGAAACAGGACCCUCCUUGCCGAGCAGGCACAACUGCUACGCAGCUAAAGGACAAUUUCAAGAUAUAUCACAAUAUGUAUUACAAGUACAGCAGAAAAUUACAUUCACCAUUUGACCGUCAUGAUCCCAGAAGCGUCAUAAGAAAUCUUGUGAAAUCCAUAGACCUGCCAAAGCUGCAAAAGGAGGCUCAGCAGAUGGUUCUGGAUAUGUCAAAGGGAGAGGCAUUAGAGGUAAAGGAAGCAAUCUUAGCGGAAAUAAACAUCAUUAUGAAUAAGGUGUCAACCAAUAAUCCCACCUACCGCGGAGACCUGAGGCUAGCUGGCAGUGCACGGGACGGCUCUAAGUUAUAUGCUCCCGACGAAUUUGAUAUAAAUCUCGUAAUUCAAGAAGAUGACCUAGAAGUAAAUGUUAGUAACAGAAGGGAGGAGGAAGCUCCACUUAAGGGCAGGUUACGGAUUUCUAUGAAGACUGACAAACCUCACCUUGAAGGGAAUAGAUUUAUGGCCAGUCUGUAUGAGGAGAUGAAUCGUUGCCUUGCUGGCCAUGUCGUGCAGGACAAAAGACUAAGCCUGGUACCGCCGGGCCUUACAAGCACGCAGGUGGGCGUCGCACUUUACAUGGCAUGGCAGGGGCGACUGUAUCCAUUGCUGCUGGUCGGUGUGGAUCUGGUUCCAGUGCUAGAGGUGCCUUGGCUUGAACAAGUUUCCAGACCCUUCCUCACUCCCAAGGACAUUACAACCAUGCAGCUCAGUAAUGCUGCGGACGGCACAUGGCGCUGCAGCUUUGCCUUGACAGAGGCAAUGGUACUCGAAGCGUUGACCCCCGUGGAGCGCCAGGUACAGCUGAUGGGAAAAUUACUUCUUUCCCGCCUUAAGGCAGAGCCUUGGAUGCCUCGGCAUAAAAAGAGUUUUUUCAUGUGGUUUUCCACACGUGAAUGGAAGAUCGGGGUGCCAAGCGGGUUCUGCUUCAAGAAUGCAUUCCUGCAGUGGCUAGAGCAGAGACAAAGGAGGAAACUGGACCUUAGGGGUGGAUGGGAGGAGGAAGGCGACAAGGAAUUUUGGGUUGGACAAAAAGAAGAUCCGGACCAGGAGGUCGGGAAGGAGCAGGAGGAUCCCAGCAAAUGGCUAGUGGAGGUGUUCAGACUGAUGUGUGUGAACCCUGAUGAAUCACGAGAGCACCUGGCAACAAAAAACAGCUCUGCCUACUUUGGUGGAGAAUGUGAAGGGCGGAAGCCGGGUGACGGGGCGCCUAUUAUCGUGCAAUGUUUGGAGGAGGACUUAGAAAAGUUCUGUCCUGACUCUGCUUCUGCCAAGGAAGCCAGGCCGCUGCAAAGAAGGUAUUAAAUGCACAAGAUGCAGUGAACUUUGCCAUCAUAAGGACCUGACACUCAGAGAAACAUAUAUGCUUGGUGUUCGAUUUUCAGAUUCAAUAAUUUAUUUAAUUAAUCAACUAUUCAUAAAGCUCACAUAUAUAUAUAUAUA
Messenger RNA from Portunus trituberculatus (swimming crab), 4258 nucleotides. RefSeq names its product ankyrin-2-like. Gene Ontology annotation, molecular function: protein binding. Bases 581 to 4120 code for a protein of 1179 amino acids. Lineage: Eukaryota; Metazoa; Arthropoda; Malacostraca; Decapoda; Portunidae. The transcript is spliced from 9 exons. The record is from RefSeq and is a predicted model, not a curated record.